AUCAGAAUACUCUGGUCUCCGUGCACUGUCUGGGAAUAGGUGUGUAAUAUUGUUCGUGCUUAGUUUGAUCCUUGGUGUACAAACCUGCGUGUUUCUCUGUGAGUUAUCACUCGUUUUGUGUGCGAAUCCUUAUGUGAGCAGAAAGGUGUUAUAUAAUAAAAUGUGAGAGUGUAACUGGAGGGGAGUUAGUGACGCAGUGCAUUAUACUGGUACAGCAGGUUUCAUAUAUACAUAUAAAUACCAGCGCUGCAUCACUGUUCCUACUCCACUGUUCUACCUGAUCUGCAAGAACAAUCCACAAGGAAAACAAUCAGAUCUGUACUGCACCAAGAUGACUUCCAUCCUGCGCUUUAUUUUCGCUGUUGUUGUGACUCAUAUUGUGUCUGUGAGCAGCUCGGCACAAAACAUCAAUCCAAACGUAGUCAAAGUAGCCAACUUUGCCAUUAUUGAACACAAUCGCAUGAGCAAUUCUGCUUAUGCACUUAAAAUAGUGGACAUCCUAUCUGACUCCGCUCAGAUUUUCCCUCCUGUAGGGGUUAAAUACUCCAUUGAAGUGCGUGUAGCUCCAACCACUUGCAGAAACAAUGGAAGUGUGAACCUGGAGGACUGCAGCGUGAUGGCUAAUGCACAGAUGAUGAUUUGCAACUUUGUGGUAAUGGCAGUUCCAGGACAAAACACACUGCCCAAUCGCCUUCUGUCACAGCAGUGUGCCUGAUCGUCUUACAAUAUGAUAAAUAUUGAAUAUUGAUGUGUCUGUCAUGUAGUGCUUGGUUAUCAAUCAAUAUUCUCACAUAUCGAUUAAAGUAUAUACAUCCUCAUGUAUAAUGCUAUCAACAUCGUGUUUGACAGUAGGUACGUUGUUGUUAAGUAUUUAGUCAUUCAAACAUAUCCUUGACAUAAUCUUUGUUUCUAUUAAUUUGGUCACCUUUUAUGUGUGUUUGUCCCCUUUUUUAUUACUUGCUUUUUAGCCACAGUAUUGUUCUACCUUGAUUAAACAUUACAUUAUGGCAGGUGCACUUCAGUAGAAAGCUGCGACCCGCCCUGUUUCACAAACUUUGUGUAUAUAUUGGGCAUCAGAACACAUCUUGUAACUUGCAAUAAUUCUGCAAUAAAGAAGAAACAAAAAAAGCUGUCUCAUGAUUUUUAGCCAGUGGACAUACAGAACAAAAUGUUUGCCUAGAGUGUGUUGACAAAAGAGCAAGACACUUAAGAUGUAUUUGCAAUGUUUGCAGAUUUAUGAAAUACAUGCAGCCUUGUGAAACACACUGAUUAAGGUCAAGUACCACAGUAUCUCUGUCACAAUCUAAAAACAUUUCAGAACUACUGAUUAUGUAUUUGUUUUUGGUUGAAAUACAUUUACUUAGGGUGACCAUACGUCCUCUUUUUCCCCGACAUGUCCUCUUUUUAAGACCUAAAAAAUUUUUAAAUCACCAAAAAUGUCCGGGAUUCUGCUUUUCUAGUCUGCACUCGCUAUUCUGUGUGUAUGUUUUUAGGUAUUUUUAGGAGUGCAUCUGUUUUGUUAAAAUAAGUCUGAUUUUCACGUACACGUACUAACACAGAGGCUCCUGUCAACACCGUGAUGAGUUGUUCGUGAACUAUCCGAUUCUAUUGAAUGGCAUUCUGUGGAAAUUGCUCAGCAAGCACUAGAAGACACACCUUACUGCUGGGUUUCUACUGAUGGGAGCAAGUAAUUAAAGUGAAUCAAAUUAAAGUUAACACUCCUAAUAAGUCGGCUAAUAUGAUUGUACAAUAAAUAAAAAAACUAAAAAAUAAAGGGAUUUUUAUUUAUAGGCGACAA
Molecule: messenger RNA, 1798 nt
Organism: Trichomycterus rosablanca
Lineage: Eukaryota; Metazoa; Chordata; Actinopteri; Siluriformes; Trichomycteridae
Product: cystatin-1-like
Exons: 4
Coding region: 332-715 (127 amino acids)
Cellular component (GO): vesicle; cytoplasm
Molecular function (GO): cysteine-type endopeptidase inhibitor activity
Source: RefSeq, a predicted model, not a curated record